This is a messenger RNA of Entelurus aequoreus (snake pipefish), 2117 nucleotides long. Its product is annotated as cytochrome b-245 chaperone 1 homolog. The coding region runs from base 158 to 751 and encodes 197 amino acids. The record is from RefSeq and is a predicted model, not a curated record. Lineage: Eukaryota; Metazoa; Chordata; Actinopteri; Syngnathiformes; Syngnathidae. The transcript has 6 exons.
UCAAUCAGACAACACACAUCCAGGAAGGAAGUAUUACCCAUUCAGGACAUUUACACGAGUUGAAGUUCCUCAUAAAAGCACCAAGUGUGUUAUCCUCAACCGUCUCUUUUGUUUGAAGUGUUUACUGGAACACUUUACGCACGUCGAUUAAUUUAAGAUGGGAUACAUGGUAGUAGAGGACCAAAGCGCCACAAUGCUGCACCUAAAGAGAACCCCUGGCAUCCGUUCCUGGUCUCUUUGUGUUGGAAUGGCAUCAAUUGGGUUGGCGGCUGCAUACUACAGCUCUGAUAGCAUCUUGUGGAAGCUUUUCUAUGUGACUGGCUGUCUGUUUGUGGCCAUGCAGAACAUGGAAGAAUGGGAAGAGGCCGUGUUUGACAAAGCUAAGAAUGUGAUCGAACUAAAAACCAUAAGUUUGUACACUUUAGUGCUGACGUUGAGGAAAAAGGGACAAGAGAAAGUGGUGUUGGACUUGAGACAUCUGCAUGACGUAUGCAUCCAAGAAGAAAGGGUCCGUUAUUUGGGGAAAGGCUACCUUUUGAUGUUACGUCUGGCUACAGGUUUUUCCUACCCCUUGACUCAGAGUGCCACACUUGGAGGGCGCAGCGAUGUGGAGGCACUCGCUGCACUGCUGAAGCGCUUCUUGGGGCUGGAGGAACGGCGACAGCAGGAUGGCAAGGCAGAGUACGCAGAGGCGGAUGCUGACUCUUUGGGUAACAGUAGUGAUUCAGACGAAGAAAAAGAAAAACCUUGACCUUAAACGGGGUAUAAAGUGAAAAAACUUUAAUUUGGAAAGGACGGAUUUUGGGACGUUACCACUGUGCAGACGUAACAUUGGGUGAGGUUAUUAUGAUGCCUUUAUUGCAUGGUAUGAUUACCUUUAUACUUUAAAUACAAACAUGUGGUUUUUUUUUUUUACAAUUUGCCUUAUUUAAAAAAGUAUUUGUUUGUAGGUAUGUUGGGCUUUUCUAUCUAAUUUACUAAACACUGCAGAUUACAGAUGAACUGUUUCUUCCUACUGAACCCUAACCGGUAUUUAUUGUGUACUUUAACAGAAAGAGCUAUUCCCACAAUUUACUAAACCUCACAGUUGUUUUUUGUUUACACACACCCAGCUUUCAAUAAGGAUAAAUGCAUGCACAAACUGUAGUUAAGAGUACAUUACUAUAUGUGUGAAUUCCCUCUGCCUGUUACUUCUCUGCUUGUUAACCAAAUACAUAUACCAGGGCUAUUCAACUAAAUUGUUUUGAGGGCUACAUUUUUAGAAAGCUAAGGACUUUUCCCUUCACUAUUAAUCUUAUUUUGUUAAUUUCUGAGAACCAGCGUCCUUUAGAGGGGACAUUCGAUUUUGGUCUAUUUUUUCAGGGUUACAAAUUAUUGUUGUAAAAAUAGCCUCGUCUGUAGAACAGUAGUGCUCUCCUGUUUUUAAGGACCUACUGCAAAAUACCCUUUUGACCUAAGGCCCCAACUUUUUCAGUACAAAUCGACUCAGGGACCACUUACUGUUAAUAUUAACACACAAUUAGUAAUUUAACUCUUGGAUUUAAUCAUAUUCAUUAAUCAUAUGUAACGUUCUUACAGUUUAACAGGUCUAAACCUUGUUAAAUGAUAUAAAACCAAAGUGUUAUUCACAAAGAUCAUGUUAUUUAUUUAUCCAUAAACCACCACAUACAACAACAUGUUGAACAAGGGAUCAGGUUGAUAAAUACUAAUCGAAUAUACUGUAAAAGAAGGAACUCUUAAUAUUUUUUAUGAAAAUACAUUUGCAUAUGCAGCGCUGAAAUAAAUAAAUUCAAACUGAAUCAAUAAAUAACAGUUAUGUAUCGGUCAAGAGACUGAUGCAUUAUGCGUGAAGUGGUGAAAAAGUGUAUAAAAACGCUGCGGCCCAAACAGACUACAGAUGAGAAGCAAGUCAUACAUACAUACUGUAACUGUACAUAUAGGUAUAUGUGUAUCUUUUCUCAGUUUUUUUAAUUUACACACAUCGGCCGCCAGAUGCAUUUUUUUCUAUCAAUGUGGCCCCGUAGUCAAAAUAAUAUACCAGGUCUUUCUCAUACCAUGAUUAUUUCAUAUACUUAUAAAAGGAAUACAGUCAUUUAUUAAAGUGAACAUAACACAGG